AUGCCAGAAGCGACCCUAGCCACCCAUAUGAUCCUCACCAACGAGUAUAAGCUCCUCACCGGUCUCAUUGCAAGCACCCCUCCCACACACCCGCUCAACUCCGUCUACGCCGGACAGCUACGCCGCGUCAAACGGGACCUGACGCGAUGGCGCAAGAUCGAACGGUCCCACAGGCGGGCUCAGGAGAGAGCGCGGGCUAUGAAGCGGAAGCGUGCAAGGCAAGGACUGGUAGAGAUGUGGACGGAGAAGCUGGAGGAGCUGGGGCCCCAGCAGUAUAGCUGGGAUGCAGGCGCAAAGGCGGUCGGGGUAGUGCUGUGGGCGAUGAUCAUGGCGGUGGUCUGGGCGGGCAUCAUACUGGCUCUCAUCAUUGUGUCUCCCGUUAUUAUCCCUCGUCACAUCUACCGCAUACACGAGGCAAGGCAGCUCAAGCGACAAAGCGCAGCGUUCCCCGCUUACUUCCACAUCCAUCACACGUCGCCACCCUCCUCUGUAUACCCCAACACCCCCCGCACCUCAUCACUCGCCGAACAUACUAUCGCGGCGCUCAAGGCUGUCUACGGGGCGAUUAUGAUGAGAGGGUCUAGAAAGAUGCAUGGAGCGGACAUGGCGGAAAUUGAUGGUGAAGAUGUGGACUACAUGAAGCCGGAGGCGGUGUGA
Molecule: messenger RNA, 657 nt
Organism: Dioszegia hungarica
Lineage: Eukaryota; Fungi; Basidiomycota; Tremellomycetes; Tremellales; Bulleribasidiaceae
Exons: 2
Coding region: 1-657 (218 amino acids)
Source: RefSeq, a predicted model, not a curated record